Messenger RNA from Anguilla anguilla (European eel), 2397 nucleotides. RefSeq names its product opioid receptor, delta 1b (gene oprd1b). Gene Ontology annotation, molecular function: neuropeptide binding; G protein-coupled enkephalin receptor activity. The transcript has 5 exons. The record is from RefSeq and is a predicted model, not a curated record. Gene Ontology annotation, biological process: G protein-coupled opioid receptor signaling pathway; neuropeptide signaling pathway. Lineage: Eukaryota; Metazoa; Chordata; Actinopteri; Anguilliformes; Anguillidae. Gene Ontology annotation, cellular component: membrane; neuron projection. The coding region runs from base 806 to 1927 and encodes 373 amino acids.
ACGCCAGAAUGGUGCGAGAUGAUGUCCAAACCAAACCCCAUGUCCACCUUACAAACAGUAUACAUUUUAAGCAGUUGGAACUUUCCGUUACGAAAGAACAGUCCCUGUACUGAAAUAGCGGUAGUCGUCUUGCGUUUCUCACGCUACAAAUUCAAACUGUGUGUAAGAUUAAGAGUCGCUGGUAUGGCUGAUUUAAUCAUCGCUGCUGACUUCGUACACAAUUAAAAUGUAGCCCAAUGGAUAUGUGCGCAGCACAUUAAAUCACCGGAUUUACGAACAAACCUGAUUCAAACAGUCACUUGUCUAGCGGAGAUUGUCUUGUUUCUGUCGACACGGGUCUGACAUGGGCUUGUCUUGUAUUCCUGGAAGCUAAAUCAAUAUCAAGUGGACGCAAGGUAUUCUUUAUUGUAGGGACAAGCCGUGGAAGUAAUUAAUUUUUGUGCCACCAAAUUAAUAUUUUUGAUUUUCAGCCAACAACGCGGCUUUGACGUAGAUAGAGCUGACAGGUUUUUAUAAGAAACCAGACCAGGAGCGACACAGCGUGCACGCUGGAACAGCAAGCGAACUUUCUGCGUAGUCCUUGUACCACAGCCCUCUCGCGAAGGCAGUCGCCUACUUCAUCCUCAGUCCCGAGCUCGGGAUUCUGAACCACAUACCUCAUCGCGUGACGAAGCGAAUCCUGCACGACAGGUUCGACUCUCCAGUCAAGUUCGCAGCCCGCGAGCGCAGAACAUCGCCAGUGACCGUUUCCCAGUGACAGGUUUUCGGCGCUGAAAAGGAGCGAGCAAGGGCGCGAGCAGGAGCAAUGGAGCUGACCACUGUGUCCGGCGUCGAUUUCGCCGACCUGUAUUCCGUGAUCCCCUUCAAUGUCAGCUUCCAGGAGGACCCGAUGGGCUUCUUUCCGAACAGAAGCAACACGGAGCAGGCUCCGGUGAAGAGUGCGACGGGCAUAAUAAUCGCUAUAUCCAUAACGGCCCUCUACUCGGUCAUCUGUGUGGUGGGACUUCUCGGAAACAUUCUCGUAAUGUACGGAGUAGUGAGGUACACCAAGAUGAAGACCGCCACCAACAUCUACAUCUUCAACCUGGCGCUGGCCGACGCACUGGCCACCAGCACCUUGCCGUUCCAGAGUGCCAAGUACCUGAUGAAAACCUGGCCGUUCGGAGAACUCAUCUGCAAGGUGGUGAUCGCCAUCGACUACUACAACAUGUUCACCAGCAUCUUCACGCUCACCAUGAUGAGCGUAGACCGCUACAUCGCCGUGUGCCACCCGGUGCGCGCGCUCGACUUCCGCACGCCCGUCAAGGCCAAGAUCAUCAACGUGUGCAUCUGGAUCCUGUCCUCCGCCAUCGGCGUGCCCAUCAUGGUCAUGGCCAUCACCAGGGUCAAUGACAAGGGUAAAACCAUCUGCACGCUGAAGUUUCCCGACCCAGACUGGUACUGGGACAUGGUGACCAAGAUCUGUGUGUUCAUCUUUGCGUUCGUGGUGCCGGUGCUGGUCAUCACCAUCUGCUAUGGGCUGAUGAUCCUGAGGCUGAAGAACGUGCGGCUGCUCUCCGGCUCCAAGGAGAAGGACAGGAACCUGCGCCGCAUCACGCGCAUGGUGCUGGUGGUGGUGGCCGCCUUCAUCAUCUGCUGGACGCCCAUCCACAUCUUCAUCAUCGUCAAGACCCUGGUGGACAUCGACCAGAAGAACCCCUUUGUCCUGGCCAGCUGGCACCUGUGCAUCGCCCUGGGGUACACCAACAGCAGCCUGAACCCCGUCCUCUACGCCUUCCUGGACGAGAACUUCAAGAGGUGCUUCCGGGACUUCUGCCUGCCGUUCCGAGCCCGUAUGGACCAGAACAGCUUCUCCCGGGCGCGGACCACCAUGCGGGAGCCCGUUUCAGUCUGCGCCCCGGCGGACGCGGGGAAGAAGCCGGUAUGACUAGACAUGGGCCGGGUCCCCCAGGGCUCGCGGCCCCGGAGGGUCCAGCAGGACCUGCAGUCCGAGAUCACGCAGAUCUCCACCACCGAGUUCUGAGCGGGAGGAGGGGCUCGAACCCUCAGCCCCGCCCCCACACUCCUCCGACUCCUCCCCCUCAGAACUGUGACUGACCAAACAUGCGAAGAAGAUAAAGCGCCUCGCUUGGCCCGUGACACACUCUGCGCAUGGAGGGCCACGUUUCCCAUUGCUUCCCGAAUCCAAGAGUGAAAUCCUGACAUUUCCCACAAUGUUUACAGCACAGACUUUGAGGAAACAGGCUGGGGGUGGGGAGGGGCGAGGGGUAUCCAAGGGGCUUAUGACCCAAAAAAUUACGAGACUGGAUUGUUCCAUACUGAACAUUUAUUGUUUCAAAGACUAACAUCACAAAGGUGAUAUCCCUGUCCAUCCUAAAAUGAAAGGGAGAGGUGCUG